AUGGGUAAUGAAGAGAAGUUAUUUCGAAUGUCAUGUUAUCAUCAAGGAAAAGAAAAAUAUGGAAUAGUUUAUUCACAAGGCACUGGAUUAGCUCCCAAUCAGUUAUUGAUAAUUGUGGCGGACUCAAGUAGAACACAGAGUGAUAAAUGUACACAUGUUAAUGGUCAACUAGUUGACACCCAUCCAAGUACUGGAAGAGGACAAGACAUUGAGCCCUACUGUGGUAUUCCGAACGAACCAAAAUGCGCCGGUUAUGAAAACGGGGUCGGUAUUUGUGCACUGUAUCAACACGACAAUCAGUUAGAUGAAAAAUAUCAGUAUAUGGAUAAUUUGUUCCCUUUUAAUGACACACAAAAGAGGAAGUAUGGAGGCCAUAUGGCUUUUGACUACUGUCCAGUCCUCAUAGUUCAAUCGAAUGAACAUAAUAAAUCAUACCUAUGCGAGCAGAAAAGUGAAAUAAAACCAGAUUCAAUAUCAAACAUGUUUAUGGAAUAUAGGGGUCCUAAUUCAGCUUGUUUCAAUGACCAAAAACAAAAAUAUGUUAACAUAUCAGGAACUUACAUUGAUGAGAAGAAACCAUCUUGUCAUAAAGCCUUUCAGUGUCCUGUUGAAGGUGGACCAUUACAUAUAGAGCAACAAGUGGGAAAUGGAAAUGUUUUAAUCGAUAUACAAUGUCCAAAGUGCACGUCACUGUGUAAGGAAUAUUGUCCAAAGUAA
Schistosoma bovis is the source of this 717-nucleotide messenger RNA. The record is from the annotation of a GenBank genome assembly. Lineage: Eukaryota; Metazoa; Platyhelminthes; Trematoda; Strigeidida; Schistosomatidae.